AUGUGGCUAGGGAACAAAAACAACAAUGUCAGAAAACCAAAGCUUGUCUCUAUCGAAUCCCAAGGUGCUUUUCCACCUCAGUCUGUUGCUGAAACACAAACAUUGCAGUGGAGUUUGCCCAUCAGAAACCUGAAAAUGGUUAAAUCCUGUUGGAAGCCAUCUAUUGAGUGUGAUUCUAGAGGGUGCCUUGAUGGCUUGUUGUGGUAUAAAGAUUUGGGGCAACAUGUUUAUGGAGAUUUCUCGAUGGCAGUGAUUCAAGUCAAUAGUUUGUUGGAGGAUCGAAGCCAACUCCAAUUGAGGUUGUUGAGUUCGAGUCGUUUUGGUCAGUACGUGACUGUCAUCGGUGUAAAGGCUUAUUAUGUUUCCCUUGAUGUGCAGCACGUGUCUGAGAAUCAAGACAUAUCGAUAAAUGAUCUCAUAAAGGCUUUCUUGGUGACAGAAGACGAAUUUCUUUCCCUUGUGAGGAAACAAUGGCUCGUUAAGCCGCAAAUGGCAUCGGUCGGAUCGUGCUGUUUGACGGGAGUGAUUUGCAAUGGGCUGCUAUACAUUGCACCCGCCGGUGAUUCCAGGGUAGUCCUAGGCAGAUCAGUAAGCGGAACUAACUGGCAAUGCAGUUAUCAACCGAACAAAAUGCGAGUUCCAGUACCGUAUGAGACGAGCUACGGUAGUUGCAUUCCAAUGAUCCACAUAUUGUUGUGA
Hibiscus syriacus is the source of this 699-nucleotide messenger RNA. Its product is annotated as probable protein phosphatase 2C 38. The coding region runs from base 1 to 699 and encodes 232 amino acids. The record is from RefSeq and is a predicted model, not a curated record. The transcript is spliced from 4 exons. Lineage: Eukaryota; Viridiplantae; Streptophyta; Magnoliopsida; Malvales; Malvaceae.